This is a messenger RNA of Galendromus occidentalis (western predatory mite), 1145 nucleotides long. RefSeq lists its product as uncharacterized. Lineage: Eukaryota; Metazoa; Arthropoda; Arachnida; Mesostigmata; Phytoseiidae. The record is from RefSeq and is a predicted model, not a curated record. The coding region runs from base 82 to 1113 and encodes 343 amino acids. The transcript is spliced from 4 exons.
GUCGACUCCUGUCUUUCGUGCUCGUAUCUGAUACUUUCCCGUCAAAGUUCCGUUGCCUGACGUUCGACAGGCGGCGUCGCGAUGACGACUGAAAUCGCUUCCGACAUAAAGAAGCUUCUGCGGAAACAAGAGUUCCCGACUGUUGCAAUAGAGGCGAUCGGCCAACUACAGAAGAUCCUGGCGAAUUUCGUCGGCAUGAGCGUCCCGCAACAGGUCGUGCAAGUGUGUAACGAAGUGCUCGAGGAAUUCGUGUUUUUCGAGAAGAAACGCAAGAAACUAUCUGCAAUUAGAGAAAUACAAAUUCUGGACUUGAUCUGCGCAUCGUUCCAAACCUGUGCCCAAGAGUCUUGCAGGAACCUAUUUUUCGUCAUGUUCCCACCGACAGAUAAACGCUUGUUGGAUCAGCGAAUGCCGAUACUAACACGGCUCAUAUCAUUGGCCGUAACUCUGAAGGUCGACACCAUAUUGGACUGCGCAGCUUUUUGGUUUCACGUCGUCGGCAUCAAGACUACCGUUUCCCUCCAAUUGGUCGAAUAUUUGCUGCGAGAUCUCUUCGAAAGCGGCACCUCUCCGUGCCUCAGCCAUGAACCUGCGCUGCUGGUCAACACGAGUCCAGCGUUCUGCGCGACUUUUGUGACCGCCACUACAUUCAUAUACUCCAUGCGUCUCCCGCCCAAGGCUCUACUAGAGCUCCUAGCCACAUGGCUCGAGGAAAACCUCUAUCUCAGCUACGUCCCUCUCGAGACGGUCAUGCCCACGGCACAGACCUUCGUACCGGGGCUGAUUAGGUGGAUAGUUCUCACGGAUCCGAAUUCUGAGACCGACGCUUCGGUAACGAACAGACUGCAUCUGGCACUGCUGAAAAUUAUCCUCAAGGCACCGCAGGGAAUUAUCCAGGUCGAUAACUUCGUUGCGCUGUUCGAGGCCCUGGAGAAACCAAGCGAGUUGCAGAUUGAGCGCUUCGUCCAGAUCUUGCAAGCAGCUCUGACGGCGCAAUGUGUACAAGGAAAACCAGAGGAGCUGAGGAGAGUCAUUGAAGGCUUUCCGCCGACGAAGUUGAGGGACCUUGUGCUGGAGUAUAACGUCAAGGACCCGCUGCAGAAAUUGUCGUGAUUGGCUGCACGAAGUCUCUUGCCGUUCUGUGC